Molecule: messenger RNA, 5445 nt
Organism: Pelobates fuscus (common spadefoot toad)
Lineage: Eukaryota; Metazoa; Chordata; Amphibia; Anura; Pelobatidae
Gene: ARHGAP12
Product: Rho GTPase activating protein 12
Exons: 20
Coding region: 308-3016 (902 amino acids)
Biological process (GO): regulation of GTPase activity; signal transduction
Cellular component (GO): cytoplasm
Molecular function (GO): protein binding
Source: RefSeq, a predicted model, not a curated record
UCCGGCGGGCUGUGUACACACUUCCUCAUAGUGGUCGCUGUGGCCGCUCGCCGUGUGACCGGACCGCCUCAGGCCGACCCCAGGCUGACCCCAGGCCGGUGUACGGGCAGUGUCUGCGCGGGUUCUAUCACAGCCACCCUCAGCACAUGGAAAUCACCUUCAUCGUUUUCCCACUUUGUUUUGGGGAAUUAGAUGUGGCAUGCCCUGAAGGGCAAAUGCCCCAGGGUGUACAUACCAGCACCCCUGUACUGCCAAAAGCAGCAGAGCCAUUUUGCAAGGUGCUGUUUGUUUCUCUGGGUUGAAUUCCAUGGCCAUGUCUGAGCCUCAUGAAAACUUGCAUUCCUUGUUUCUGUCGCAUUGUGCUGGGAUUUAUACACUUUCCAACACACGUGAUCAUAAUGAUGUGCCCUGUUUACCUAAAGAGGUAAAACCUUUUACGCAAACAGAGAUGGCUGACAAAAGUGGCAAACCUUUGCCUGGACCACUGUUCAUUGAAGUAGAGUAUGAUUAUGAGUACGAAUACAAGAAUAAUAAGAUUGUUAUAAAACAAGGUGAAAGGUAUAUCUUGAUAAAAAAGUCAAAUGAAGAUUGGUGGCAUGUCAGAAGGGAUGAAAACUCCAAAGCAUUCUAUGUUCCUGCUCAAUAUGUGAAGGAAGUUGGUCGGAAGGCAUUAAUGCCCCCUGUAAAGCCGGGAAUGCUACCAAACAGCCCAUUGAAGGUUGUGCAAGGGCUUCAGAGGUCCACAGAGAAUUUAAAUAAAUCUCCAGAACUUUCUAGUUUCGGUAAAACGUCUUCAGUUCGAGAUGCCAAUCAGAAUAUCGGGCCCAGUAAAAGCCCAAGCCAGACAAGGGGACUGACUUUAGAUCUUGUGCAUAACAAUGGCAAGCUAAGUAGUGAUUUGCAUUCACCAAAAGCCUCCAGCAAGAGCCCGUCUGUUAUUCACUUUCCUGGCCCUGAAUUAAUGGACUUUGAAAAGACUAGCUUUGUAAACGACCACUCUGGUGAUUCGGCUGGAGAAAAUUCUGAAAAAAUUCUCAUGGAUUCAGAGUCUGGUGAUGAGCUUAGUAGCAGUUCAACUGAACAAUUACAGUAUUCGGUGUCUCCAGCCCCUGCCAGAUCGGAUUCUCCUGUGUACGCAAAUUUGCAAGAACUGAAAAUUUCUCAGUCUGCGCUCCCCCCACACCCAAGUGCUCCUCCAGUCCAAAUUACUGGGGAAUGGGAAACGCAUAGAGAUAACACUGGGCGUUUCUAUUACUAUAAUAAAACCACGCAAGAAAGGACUUGGAAACCACCACGUUGCACUAAAGAAGCCAGUAGAGGAGAAUCUUUUAGUCAAGCCGAUCAUGAGCAAAUUUCAUCUGAAGACAAUUUCCACAGCACUUGUGACAACCAAUCAGAUAGUCAAUACGGGUCCCCUCCAAGGGGCUGGUCAGAAGAUUUGGAUCAGCAUGGCCAUACCUUCUUUAUCAAUGACCAAACUAAUGAAAAGUGGAUGAAACAUGUGGAUGAUCAAGGCAGACCCUAUUAUUACAGCGCUGAUGGAUCACGGUCAGCAUGGGAGUUGCCAAAGUAUAAUGCUUCUUUGCAGCCACAGCGAGAGAUCACUAAAAGUCGAAGUCUCGACAGAAAGCUUCAGGAACCUAUAGUUUUAACAAAGUGGAGGCACAGCACAUAUCUACUGGAAGCCAACGAUAAGUUGCAUAUCAAGCAAAAGCGUAAUUCCUCUGGGUAUUUCAUGCAUAACCCUGGUUAUUUGAUUCCACCUUAUACAGAAAAAGAUUCUCCAUUGUCCAAACCCAUCUUUCCGGACAUAGAGACCUCGCCUUCUUCUCCAAAGCACCAGUCAACGGAUCAAGAAAAGUAUGGUGUCUUAAAUGUGACAAAAAUUACAGAGAAUGGAAAAAAAAUUAGGAAAAACUGGACUUCUUCAUGGGCUGUAUUGCAAGGCUCAUCCUUAUUGUUACAAGGGACUGGAGCUAGCUGGAAGUUUGGUGGUAACCAGUCCAAACCAGAGUUUACUGUUGAUCUAAAAGGAGCAACUGUCGAGUGGGCCUCAAAGGACAAGUCCAGUAAGAAGAAUGUUUUGGAGCUAAAAACUCACACAGGGACAGAACUAUUGAUUCAGUCUGAUAAUGAUGGUUGGAUCAGAGAAUGGUACACAGCCCUUUGUAACACUACCGGCAAUCCUAUACGGGAGUCUGACGAAGCAUUUGAGGAGAAUGUGCCUGAUUCCCCGGUAGAAAAACAUGGAAAAGAAAAGCACGAUAAGGAGAAGGAGCACGACAGAGAUUCAAAGAAAAAUCGAUCAAUAAAACCUGGAAGCAGCAUUGAUAAUUCCGAGCAGAAGAAGACUAAAACAAAACUAAAGAAAUUUCUCACUCGACGCCCAACAAUGCAAGCUGUUCGCGAGAAAGGUUACAUUAAAGAUCCUGUAUUUGGCUCCAGCCUUGCCAGUCUUUGUCAGAGAGAAAACACUACAGUGCCAAAUUUUGUCAAGCUGUGCAUCGAUCACGUUGAGGAACAUGGACUGGAUAUUGAUGGCUUGUACAGAGUAAGCGGAAACCUUGCUGUGAUACAAAAGCUGAGAUUUGCUGUUACUCACGAUGAGAAAUUAGACUUGAAUGACAGCAAAUGGGAAGACAUACAUGUGAUUACCGGUGCUUUAAAGAUGUUCUUCAGAGAACUGCCUGAGCCACUCUUUACCUUUAACCAUUUUAACGACUUUGUGAAUGCAAUCAAGCAAGAACCCAAGCACCGUGUUCAAGCAGUCAAAGAUUUAAUUAAACAGUUGCCAAAGCCAAACCACGACACAAUGCAGGCUCUUUUCAGACAUCUCAAGCAUGUUGUGGAAACUGGAGAAAAGAACAGAAUGACUUUUCAAAGUUUAGCAAUUGUUUUUGGACCAACUUUAUUGAAACCAGAAACCGAGACGGGUAACAUAGCUAUCCACACUGUUUACCAGAAUCAAAUAGUGGAACUCAUUCUAUUGGAAUAUAACACUAUUUUUGGGCGCUGAGUUUAAAUUUAACUUGUGGAGUAACCACUCAAUGACCAUCUCAUUUCCAAGGACACAACUUAUUUUCUCAAUUCACCUUAUUGAAUUUCAUUUGUGGACCAAGAACCCCCUUGACUAUUUUAUUAUUUUUUUGCACUUUUAUGGUGUUUGGACAUCAAUCUUCUAACAUGUUUCCAAUUUUCCUCUCUCGACAUAAUGAUAUACUGAGAUGUUUUACAAUGUACACGCACAUGCAAAUUAACAGAAGAGUCUAAUGCACACACUGGAUUUACUGGAAAUAAAGCUACUAACUUCAUACCAUAGAUAUGAACAUUUAAUCACUAUUGCUGUUCUGAAGUGUUUGAAGCUGAUCUUGGACUGUGUGAAAACAGUUGCCGAUUUUACUAAACUUGCAUUGUGUUUGUGUCUUGAUGUAAACCCGAGCAAUAGUCUGUGUUGGCAUGCAGUAAAAAUCUUCAGCCAUUGCUAACAAAGCUCUUUGUAUAGUGUUUUAGAAUGGAAUGCUUUUUAACAAAGAAAAAAAAAUCUCCUUUUGGUUUUCCUAGAUAUUUAAUUUGCUGAAUAUAUUUGGCAUUUCCCUUGUUUCCUUGGCCGCAAUGAACUGAACAUUAGUAUUAUUUGGAAAACACUGAAAUCACUCUAUCAGUAACUAUUUAUCAGUGUGUUUGACUAUGGCUGACUUUUAAUUAUUUGUGUGUGCCAGUUAUUUUCCAUUUUUUAGCUGUGCUCUAACAUUGAGAAUAGAAUCUAACUUGGAAGUUGAUACUAUAUUUUUAUUGAUAUAAUAAUUCUUUGGUAUUAAACAUUUUUGUCACUGUAAAUAGAAGCUAAGGUUUUCCAGAACCUUUUGGCUCCUUGUAUAUAAUGAAGUUGGUGUAUAGUCUAAAUUUGCUUUGUAUUUCAAAUCUUUCUGGAUAUAAUUUUGACAUACAGGCAGGCAGUUUUUUUUUGUUUGUUUUUUUUUCUCGGAUUUUAAAUAUUUUAUUUGCAAGAACACAUUUGAAGUAGGCAAAGGUACUGGAAAUAUUUAAUAGGCUCAGUCUGUCAAGCCAAUGCGUUAUUUAAGAUGUAUAGUAUAUUUUAGAAAAAAAAAAAGAGAAUCCACAUAACAUUAAAUCCUAUAUUUUGGCGUGCUUGUUGGUAAAUGGUACCCACGUACGAAUUGGUAAAUGCUUUAAGGAACAAAAUGUCAAUUGCAAGUACGGUAUUUCUUUUAUAUUAAUAAUGUAAGCCAAUUUGUAAAAUAAAAGUGAAUUUGGAAGAUUUUGUUACAGGGAGUACGGCCUGAGAAUUAUUUUUAUGAUUUUCUUUUUGUAGGCCAUCAGCUGUUGCACUUUGUAUUUCUCUAAUGUCCACUCCAAAUAAAAAUACACAGAGUACAAAUUAUAUUUAAGAGGUUUAGUAAUGUGUCUUUAAUUUUGGAUUUCUCAUUAGAGCAUCCAAGUGCUAUUUCCAAUAAGAGUCGAUAUUGGGUGUAUUUACUAAGCAGGGAAAUUAGAAAAAUUCAAGAGACCGGAUUUAGACAAACUUCAGGCUAAAAUAUCCAAUUUUUAAAUUUUUUUUCAAUCUGACCAUUCUGGUCUACAGUUUUUUUUUGUUUUUUUUAUUUACUUUCCCUCACUUUAUGACUAAACCCUUGUUUAAAAUUGCCCUUUGAGGACCUUGAGGGAUAUACGGCAAAAUGAAGCACCUAAACCAUUAAAAUGUUUACUUGAAGACCGGUAUUAACUCACAAAAUAGCCCUAAAGUAGUUUUAAGAUACUGUCUCAGUAUUAAUCUAGCCAUGCAAGUGUGACAAUUAAAGAGCCCCGGCAUCUUUUCGUGGUUUUGGUGUGGAUAUGAAUCUUCUACAUUAUCUGAGCUGCAGAAGAUGGGUCGAUCUUGAGUAAUUAGAGCUCCUGUUAAUGUCAAACAGCAAAAAAUGCUUGGUGUUCUCCUUCAAUGACCUUAUUGCCAACAAAUAAGGUCAUAUUUUAGUCUAACAAAAUGCCUUUGGAUGGUUUUGUCUCUGCAUUAUAGCAGAUGGGAUUGGAACCAGGACUACGCUUAAGAAAUUUCAACACCUAUUUUAGGAGUGCGUAGAGAAAGCACAUUUGAUAUGUAUUGAAUUGACAUUGUUCACCAAGGUCAUGACAGGUCGAACCAGAUUCUUAAAGAAAUGGCUCAGCCAGGCCAAAUGAUCUUUGAGGCCUCUUGAUAUGUUCCAAAGGAUACAAGAUGUUCAGCAUUUUUAAAUGGAAUCCAUUGUAAAAUUACCAUGACUAUAUCGCUUUAUAAACAAAAAAUAAUAGACUAGUUUGUACAUCCUGUGUUGGAAAUGACAUGUAAAAGGAUUAGUAGUGAUCUUAAAUGCCACAAGUUCACUCUUUGGUGGGGGAGGCGGACAUGUAUACAAUUCAAACUGUUAAUAAAAAAGAGAAUUUGUACAC